This is a messenger RNA of Peniophora sp. CBMAI 1063, 309 nucleotides long. Lineage: Eukaryota; Fungi; Basidiomycota; Agaricomycetes; Russulales; Peniophoraceae. The record is from the annotation of a GenBank genome assembly.
AUGUCCGCCGAUGAUUCCACCUUCUUCGAGCGAGAACGUGAACGCCUAGCUAGUGAAAUCACUUCCGGAUUCGAGGAGCUGUUGUCGUCGAGCAACAUCCUGAACCGCAAGCUUGAAGACGUGCUGGAUACUUCUCGCGACUACGAUACUAUCGCACAACUAUGGAGCAGCUUUCGUGAGAUGAUGCCCGGGGCGAGAGCUAGCGAGACUUCCGUGGACGAGGAGACAGCGGGUGUACCGGGCACUGGCGGACAUGUAGUUUCUGCUUCUGCUUCUGGCGCUGGGCCGUCCGCUGCAGCUAAAUCAUGA